Molecule: messenger RNA, 2139 nt
Organism: Penicillium riverlandense
Lineage: Eukaryota; Fungi; Ascomycota; Eurotiomycetes; Eurotiales; Aspergillaceae
Exons: 1
Coding region: 1-2139 (712 amino acids)
Source: RefSeq, a predicted model, not a curated record
AUGUCCGACAACUCUGGGCCCGGGGUUCGCAACCUGCUUGCCAGGUUCGAAAGCAGCAGCCCAAACACCGUCGCCUCCCCGCCAUCGCGUGGCCGAUCCCCUAUCGGGUCCGAUGCUUCGGGCUCGACCAGACAACUUUCCAGAGUCCGAGCAAGUUUUGUGAAUGUGGAUGGCGCGCUUCAAUCCAACCAGGCCUCGCCCUUGAGAAAGGCAAGUGGACGAGGCGACGGCGCGACCGACCUAUUCGGUCCCAAAAUAGGGAGCGGGGAUAGUGUUGUGUCUGGCCGGGACAGUGUCGCGUCUCCCACUCCAAGUGGUGGCCAGGACAGCAUCCAGAAGCUGUCUCCCGAACUGCGUGCAAAGCAAACACCCGAAAAUUCUGCCCAGAAUGGUGCUAGCAAAGAAGAUCUCCCUGCUCCAGCUGCCGAGGCGAUUUCCAAGGAGAAAGAGCUCCCGAUUCGACAGAAGGAGUCUACCACGGCAUCGGGACCUUCUACUGAGAAGCUGAGCGCACCUUCGCAGACCGUCAAGAAGCGCCCAUCCACGAUCGGCUCCACCAAAACGAGUACAGCGACCAAACAAGCGACUCCCGCCGCGACCUCGACCACCGCAAAAGCGCCCAGCGCCAGCAAGCCUCCCUUGCCUCGAGAAACUGCCAAGGAACGAACCACCGCUCCCGUUCGCAAGCCAAGUCGUGCUUCGCUCAACCCAGCGACAAAACCGACUGCGCGGUCAACUCGAGGCGGUACUCCUUCGCAGGAAACUGCAAAGCCAACAACGCCCAGCAGUCCUCCCUUUGUCAAGCCUCGCCCCAAGUCACCAACGAAGCCUGUGCGUUUGCCCGCUUCGAUGACAGCCUCAACCCAGGCUUCAGCGGCCAGGCUGGGGAACUCACCUCCCUCGACCAGCCGAACCAGCUCAACUCUCGCCAGAAAACCUUCGACUCUCAAAACUGCAUCCGGGCCGCCGCGAGCAAAGACGCCCACGGCAUCCUCUGUGCGCAGACAAUCGUCUCGUCCCUCGCUUGCUGCUCAACCAGCCGCUGAGCGACCAAGCUCUCGCGUCAGUGCUAAUUCUCGCGGUAGCGAUAUUGGUACUACCAAGCCAGUCAAUGACGGGUUCCUCGCGAGAAUGAUGCGACCCACUGCCAGUUCCGCCAGCAAGACCCUCGAUAAGCCCGAUGCAAAGGCUCCGGCCAGAGCCCCCUCCACGGCUAAGCCUCCCAGACCAUCGAUGGGAAAAGUUCCGGAUCGCAGUGCAUCUCAGUUGAAGCCAAAGCGCAGCACGACGCCACUUCGUCCUCAAAAUGAGAAAUCGCAGCCUGUGAAGAAGGACGUGCCAUCGCAAAAGGAGGAACCGAAGCCCGCCCGGCCUGCUCCCGAAAGCGAGAAGGAGAAUGUGGUUGAGCCUCCAGCGGUGAUUCCAGAGGAGCCUACGCCUGUGGCUGCCGAACCAGCUGUUCCUGAGAAGCCUGCUGCGCCUUUGGAGAAGGAGACCGCUGCUGCACCCACGGAACCACCUAUUCCGGAAAUUGCAGUGGAAGGUGCUGCAGAGCCCAUCGCUGAACCAAGUGAACCAGCACCCGAGCCUGUUGCAGAGUCUCUGGUCGAAACUGCUUCGGAGAAGCCGGUCGAGCCAGCUGUCGCGGACACCCCUGCGGCGGCUCCUGCAGAGCCUCAAAUUGAGACCGUGGCUGAGCCUGUUCCUGAACCUUCUGUUGAGCCUUCGACCGAAGCUCCUGUCGAGCCGAGUGCGAACGAGCCCGAAGAGCAAGCUGACAAGCCUACAACCGCGACGGAGGCAGUGGAGGAGAAAUCCGUUCCCGCACUUGUUGAAGAGCCUGUCCAGGAACCAGUUCAGGAGUCAACCCCAGUCUCGGAGUCCACCGGCGAUGCGCAGACCGCCACCAUCGAAGAGCCCGAAGCCCUCAAACCCGAGUUAGAUGUCUCCGAGUCGCAAGAGCCUCAGUUCGGGGCUACUGGCGAUACUGUAUCAGGCUCAGCAACCAACGCCACUGUUCCUGAACCUGUCCCGGAGCCUGCAGAGACCAAGGGCAUUGACGACUCAGUGACGCAACCAGAAACCGAGAGCAAAGAACAUGACACCGUGCUCGACGUGACUGAUCUGACAGCGAACUAA